CCUCCGCUCCGGGCCCCGCACAUCGUCCCCCGCCCCCGCCGCGGCCACCACCGCCACCACCGCGACCGCGGGGCUAUAAAACCCGGCAGCGCCGGGCGAGGUGCGGGUGCUCAGAGGCGAGCGGCAAGACAGCAGCGCCCCGGGCUGGCGUCUGCGCUGCGGCUUUGGGGAGCAGCCCCCCUCGAACAGCCUCCGCACGCAAAAAGGACGCGCGGGAGUGACAAGCCAGAGCGGACCCCGCGACACCUGCCUCUGUCCCCCGGGACCAUGGACUCGGAUGCCAGCCUGGUGUCCAGCCGCCCGUCGUCGCCGGAGCCCGAUGACCUGUUCGUGCCGGCGCGGGGCAAGGGAGGCGGCGGCGGCGGCGGCGGCAGUUUUUCCGGGGGCACCGUGUCCUCAUCCACACCCAGCGACUGUCCCCCGGAGCUGAGCGCCGCCGAGCUGCGGGGCGCCCUGGGCGCGGCAGGCGGUCACCCUGGGGACAAGCUGGGCGUGGGCGGCUUCAAGUCCUCCUCGUCCAGCUCCUCGUCGUCCUCGUCGUCGUCGGCUACCAAGAAGGACAAGAAGCAGAUGACUGAGCCUGAGCUGCAGCAGCUGCGCCUCAAGAUCAACAGCCGCGAGCGCAAGCGGAUGCACGACCUCAACAUCGCCAUGGACGGGCUGCGCGAGGUGAUGCCCUACGCUCACGGCCCGUCGGUGCGCAAGCUCUCCAAGAUCGCCACGCUGCUGCUGGCCCGCAACUACAUCCUCAUGCUCACCAACUCGCUGGAGGAGAUGAAACGCCUGCUCAGCGACAUCUACGGCGGCCACCACGCCGCCUUCCACCCCGCGGCCUGCGGCGGCCUGGCCCACUCCACCGCGCUUCCUGCAGCGGCCGCGGCCGCCGCAGCGCACCACCCGGCGGUGCACCACCCCGUUUUGCCCGCCGCCGCCGUGCCCAGCGCCGCCCUGCCCGGCUCGGGGCUAUCAUCCGUGCGACCCCCGCACGCUCUGCUCAAGUCCCCCACGGCUGCAGCAGCGGGAGGAGCCCCGCUGGGGGCCGGGGGCGGCGGAGGCGGUGGGGGCGGCGGCUUCCAGCACUGGGGGGGCAUGCCCUGCCCCUGCAGCAUGUGUCAAGUGCCGCCGCCGCACCACCACGUCUCUGCCCUGGGUGCUGGAGGCCUGGCGCGGCUCACCUCCGACGCCAAGUGAGGCUGGGCUGGCGCUUUCUGGCUGCCUGGGAGGCUACUGGGGGCGCCCCGAGGCUGGGGGAGGACUGGACUGGACUGGACGGCGCCUGGGUGGGGAGGAAACCUGGGAGCAGACACUCAAGGAGGAGGAGGAGGAGGAGGAGGAGGAGAUGGAGCACAGGAGCAAGGGCUGGGGGUACAGACCCAGGCAGCCUGGAACUGCACACAGAGAGAGGCGUUCGCACCCUGCAGCCCUCCUGGCUUCAAACAGCACUGGCCUUCCCACUCCCCCACCCCAGUGCAUCUUUGCACACAAGGCUGGCACCCCAACCUGCCCCCUGUAACCCUCCAAGACUGUUAUCCGGGAAAGCCAGGCUGACCUCCGCAUGAACUGAGAGCUUCCUAGCUUGGAGGAGCCUGGAGUGUGCUGGGGACACCCUUGCUUCCAUCCUAUCCCUGGCCCUGGGAAACUCUUUGGGGCCCCCUUUGGGAAGGGUGGUCCCCUUUGGAGGGGGCCCCCUUUGGAGUCCCCUGGAAGCUGGUACCAGAAGCACUUGAAGGCCCCUCGAUGACUAGCAUUUCAGUGGGGUCUCUGCGGACACCUACAAACUUUCCAGAACUGUCUCCGUUCCUCUCUGUCGCUCCCCUUUGGUCUGGGGGUGGGUUUGUGGUUUCCUAAUAAAUCUGUCCAUGUCCCUUUCUGAA
Molecule: messenger RNA, 1874 nt
Organism: Erinaceus europaeus (western European hedgehog)
Lineage: Eukaryota; Metazoa; Chordata; Mammalia; Eulipotyphla; Erinaceidae
Gene: OLIG2
Product: oligodendrocyte transcription factor 2
Exons: 2
Coding region: 268-1191 (307 amino acids)
Biological process (GO): regulation of DNA-templated transcription; myelination; oligodendrocyte cell fate specification
Molecular function (GO): DNA-binding transcription factor activity; protein dimerization activity
Source: RefSeq, a predicted model, not a curated record